CAUUUCUCAUAGAAUCCGCCACUUAGGGUUCAUAGCAGCCAGAGAGAGAGAGAGAGACGAAACCAGAGAAAGAUCUAAGCAUCAAAGCUCAACAAUGGUGAAGUUCUUGAAGACGAACAAGGCUGUGAUCCUUCUUCAAGGACGUUACGCCGGGAAGAAAGCCGUCAUCGUCAAAUCCUUCGACGACGGUACCCGUGACCGUGGCUACGGACACUGCCUCGUCGCCGGACUCAAGAAGUACCCGAGCAAAGUCAUCCGCAAAGACUCAGCCAAGAAUACUGCCAAGAAAUCUAGGGUUAAGUGUUUCAUCAAGCUCGUUAACUACCAGCAUCUGAUGCCUACACGUUACACACUCGACGUGGAUCUCAAGGAAGUGGCGACUCUUGAUGCCCUUCAGUCCAAGGAUAAGAAGGUUGCUGCUCUUAAGGAGGCCAAGGCUAAGCUUGAGGAGAGGUUCAAGACUGGCAAGAACAGAUGGUUCUUCACCAAGCUCAGGUUCUGAGAAAUUUCGAUUUCGACGAAGGACGCUUUUGAGCUUUUUGUUAUCGAAUUUUUAGUUUCUAGGGUUUCUCAUUUCCUAUGGUGAUAAAUUGUGGAACCUGUUUUGGAUUGUGUAAGACGUUUUGUUUUGAGUUUCGAUUAUGGAUUUUGCCUUUUAUUCUGUUUCUCUAAUGCAUUUUGAUUACAUAUUUGUUUCCAUUGAACUAUCUGCUUAUGUUA
Messenger RNA from Camelina sativa (false flax), 720 nucleotides. The record is from RefSeq and is a predicted model, not a curated record. NCBI's taxonomy places the organism in Eukaryota, Viridiplantae, Streptophyta, Magnoliopsida, Brassicales, Brassicaceae.